Messenger RNA from Salvia miltiorrhiza (redroot sage), 1339 nucleotides. Its product is annotated as ethylene-responsive transcription factor ERF061-like. Gene Ontology annotation, biological process: regulation of DNA-templated transcription. Bases 334 to 1164 code for a protein of 276 amino acids. The transcript has a single exon. Lineage: Eukaryota; Viridiplantae; Streptophyta; Magnoliopsida; Lamiales; Lamiaceae. Gene Ontology annotation, molecular function: DNA-binding transcription factor activity; DNA binding. The record is from RefSeq and is a predicted model, not a curated record.
AUAGUCAAUUCAGCAGAAGAUAUAUUGACACGGAUAAAGUUGGAUCAUAAAUGUGAAUUGCUACUAGCCUACUAGCAUGGCAAAAAAAUCCCCUCCUCACCUCUAUAAAUAUAUCGUCCAACACAAUCAAAUAUUCAUAAAUCUCACCAUUUUAACCCAAAUAUCAAAUUUCCCCUCUGCCAUCACUUCCUCUGCUAUAAUCUAUUGAUCCUUUCCUUUUAUCUGGGAUCAAUUUUAACCCAAAUAAAUCAUCCUUUUCUUUUUCUUCUUCGGAGAAACAGGGGCAUUUUUUGAGAACCCUGCUUCCUCCCCUGUUUCUAAAUUUUCAAAAAAAUGGCAAAUAUUCAUGAUUUCAACGCUCCCCACGCGCUAUCGCAGCUGAUUCUAUCGACGAAUUCCAACACGUUGGAUUCGAUCUUCUCCUACUGCGAAGCUGCGAAUUCCGUCGCUGCUGCUCAAGCAGCGACGGAAUUGGAAUUUCCGUUGGGCUCGUCCGUGUAUUUUAGGCAGAGAGAUUUGCUGCGGAAAUUUUCCAACGAGAAUCCGCGGAUUCCCGCGGCCGACCCGGUUCGGUGCGAACCGGGUUUGUUUCCGACUUAUUUCAGCCCGAGCAAGAAGAAGCUGUACAGGGGCGUGCGGCAGCGGCACUGGGGGAAAUGGGUGGCGGAGAUACGGCUGCCGCAGAACCGGAUGCGCGUCUGGCUCGGCACCUACGACACGGCGGAGGCCGCCGCCUACGCCUACGACCGCGCCGCCUACAAGCUGCGCGGCGAGUACGCGCGCCUCAACUUCCCCAACCUGCGCGAUCCGGCGAGGAUCGGCCUCGGCAACGGCGCCAGGCUCGCCGCCUUGAAGAGCGCCGUCGACGCCAAGAUCCAGGCCAUCUGCCAGAAGGCCAAGCGCGGGAGGAAGAUGAAGGCGGCGGUGGCGGAGAGCAGCAGCGCCUCCACCACCACCACCACCACCGAGGAGAAUAACAAGGCCGCGGAGGAGUCGCCUUCGCCGUCGUCGUCUGUGGCGAAUGACGAGAGGUGGAGCGCCGGCGGUGGCGCGGAGGAGGACGCGCCGUGGAGCGGCGGCGACGCGGAGUCGCGUGAGUGGUACUCGCUGGCGCGGCUGCCGUCGUUCGACCCCGAAUUGAUAUGGGAUGUUCUUGCAAAUUAGUAUUAUCAAAGUAAUUCAGAGCAGUGUUUGAAUUGUUUUUUUAAAUACUAAUUAAGUUUAGUUUAUUAGAUUUCGAAUUUAUUUCCUUCUUGAGGUUGUUUGCCACUGCCAGUGUGCUCUUGUUUCACCUUAAGUACGGAUUUCAUGUUUCCAUAAUUUUACUUCUCUUGUGUUU